AAUCACCAGCAGAGCUGCAGACCACGCCCCCCGAGAGCGUCCCGCUGCAAGACAGCUGGGUGCUUGGUAGCAAUGUACCUCUGGAAACAAGGCACUUCCUCUUUAAAACAGGCACAGGCACUACCCCCCUCUUCUCCACAGCUACUCCUGGCUACACUAUGGCAACAGGCUCAGUGUACUCCCCUCCUACCAGGCCGUUACCUAGGAAUACUCUAUCCCGCUCAGCCUUCAAGUUCAAGAAAUCCUCCAAGUACUGCUCAUGGAGGUGUACAGCCCUCAGUGCAGUAGGUCUGUCUGUACUGCUGUCUGUCAUGCUCUGUUACUGCAUCGCCAUGCACCUGUUUGGUCUAAACUGGCAGCUUCAGGAGAGUGAGGGAUACGGAGCCUUUGAAAAUGGAGGUGGAGGAAGAGACACAACACCCAACACAUUUAUAGUGUCUACAGACAACAGUAAGAUGCUUUUUCUAGAGAACAACACCAUAGACACAGGAGAGGUGGAUGUGGGGAGACGAGCCAUACAAGAUAUACCUGCAGGUGUGUUUUGGAGGUCCCAGCUGUAUAUCGACCAACCACAGUUCCUGAAAUUCAACAUUUCCGUCCAGAGAGAUGCUCUUGUUGGUGUGUAUGGACGCAAAGGCCUACCACCUUCACAUACACAGUAUGACUUUGUGGAACUGUUGGAUGGUAGUCGACUUAUUUCGAAAGACAAACGAGCACUGAGUGACACCGACGCAGCACACAUACGUCUAGCCGGUUCUUUCGAAGAAGAAUCUGAGGGAGGCCCCCGACAUAUCCGCUCCGUGAAUGUGCAUGAGGCUGGGUUCAUCCAGUACCUGGACACUGGAAUCUGGCACCUGGCGUUUUACAAUGAUGGACGAAACACAGAACAAGUCUCCUACAAUACCAUCAUCAUAGAGUCGAUUAUGGAGUGUCCUCACAAUUGUCAUGGAAACGGUGAAUGUCUCUCGGGGAUUUGCCACUGUUUCCCAGGAUUCCUGGGGCCCGACUGCUCUCGAGCGUCCUGCCCGGUGCUGUGCAGCGGUAACGGUCAGUACUCUCGUGGACGCUGCCAGUGCUACAGUGGUUGGAAAGGUACCGAGUGCGACGUGCCAGCCAACCAGUGUAUUGACAUCCACUGUGGAGGACAUGGUAUCUGCAUAAUGGGCGCCUGCAUCUGCAACACUGGUUAUAAGGGAGAGAACUGUGAGGAAGUGGACUGCAUUGACCCAGCUGUUCGGCCCAUGGGGUGUGUAUUCAUGGCGAAUGUCACUGUCAGCCAGGUGGGGUGGAGCCAGCUGUGA
Molecule: messenger RNA, 1301 nt
Organism: Maylandia zebra (zebra mbuna)
Lineage: Eukaryota; Metazoa; Chordata; Actinopteri; Cichliformes; Cichlidae
Source: RefSeq, a predicted model, not a curated record